Pomacea canaliculata is the source of this 5163-nucleotide messenger RNA. RefSeq lists its product as uncharacterized. The transcript is spliced from 13 exons. Lineage: Eukaryota; Metazoa; Mollusca; Gastropoda; Architaenioglossa; Ampullariidae. Bases 604 to 3657 code for a protein of 1017 amino acids. The record is from RefSeq and is a predicted model, not a curated record.
ACUGCCUGAGUCGGGUAGCCGAAACAAUUUUUUUCUUCUACGGACCACACAUUACUUCGACCUUUCUGUUAUUUUCCUUUUAAUAUGAUAAUUUAUGAUAAUUCACUUGCUUAGAUGAGUAGACAAUCAGCAUUGUCAUAUUGAUAAUGUGUGCUCUGUAUAGUUAGUCAUUCUUUAAGUGUAGGGAGUGCAUACACUGCCACUUACACAAACACAUACACAAACAUGAGGUGUAAUAAUUAUUUUUCUGACAUUAGGAGUGUUAACAUUACAGUUUGCCACAAGUUUUUCUCAAAAUGUUUUAACUAAAUAUCUACACCAUGCCUGUAAGGGUGACGGGGAACAACUCUACGGCUAUCAGCACUGAAAAAAAAAUCUCUUUUACUUAAAUACACAAAAUUUCAAGACUCAUAUUCAGGGUUUAAAAAGUGACUGAAAAAUAAUAGGUUCCAAGAGGAGAGAACUGCUGCAUUUCAUUCUCUCAGCUAUUAUUCCUAGAGUUACUUCUCUUGAAAGAUAUUCCUUGUUGAAACAAAGAAGCCGGGAUGAGCUACCUCUAGUGUGCAGACGACAUACAGACGGUUCGCCAAGACACAACUAAAAAUGGCCGGCGUCCUCGUCUCCCUCACAAGCGGUUUACCCCGCGUUUAUUAUCUGCCUUCAGUUUUACUACACUACCUCAUCAUUGUGUCCUGCUGCUGCCUGUAUGCUGCUUCAGCUCAAGACAGCAAGAUGAAGUGUACAUCAAUGUCUGUGGCGCCUCUUGAGGACACUACUCUGACAUGUCAUUUCCCCGAGGACCUCAGUGUCACCAAGAAGGAUUUCACGGUCUACCAUUAUGUCAAGGGUGGCUCUCCAGAUGCUGUUGUGGACUGUUGGUGGGUCCGUGGCGAAGUAGGCUGUGCGGUAAAGAAAGGCUUUGAGUACAACAAGGUUGUAACGACAAACCUGACAGUUACACUGAAAGGUGUUACACCAGCAAUCACCGGCACAUACGCUUGUCAAGUGGCUGGCUAUGGACCUGAGUCUUUAGAAACUUGCGAGAUUAAACUCGAUAAAUCAUGCAAUAUUAUAUAUGAGAGAUCUGGCCGUGGAGCGAAUAUCACAUGUUUCUUUGACGAAGACAUUAAAGCAACAAGAAGGAACUUUUCUGUAUACAAACACAGUGACCUAGAAAAGCAAGGAAAGCAAGCUGUAGCGAAAUGCUAUUGGAAGGAGAGACAGCCACAAUGUUGGGUCGAAAAUGGCUACAUCUUUGACCGUUCUCUGUGGAUACCGGAAGUGACGAGCGACAAAGAGGGAAAUUACUCUUGUUGGCAUGUCGGCUCUAACACCGAACAGCAUGAACCGUGUUUGCUCUCCGGCGCUGUCAAAAACUCGUUAAUGGAGGACACGGACCGUCAUGCUGAUCAGCAAGGCAACCCAAGUUUAGCUAUUGGACUCUCAGUGACAAUCGUGGUCUUACUAACGGCUGCUAUCGUCGUCUCGCUGAGAUAUAGAAAAAAAGUUUUGUCUUUGUUUUGUCCCCGGAGACCCAAUGAUCAGGAACCACCUGUAAAAGAGAGACAUACAUCGAUGAGAAAGAGUGUUGUUGACUACGAGAUGACUACAAAGAUGUUUCAAGAAUACCUGGAAAAGGAAAUACAAGCAAUGUUUCCAAAAAUAUUAGACACCUUCUACUUCGUGCCUCCAGUCUACUUCAACAAAACUAGUUUUAAUACACAACUUGUGGCUGGUCAAGCAGUGUAUGUUCCUGACCCAGCUGACCCUUAUGAUGUUCGACACGACCAAGCUAUGCAACAUGUCUUGAACUGUUUACAUCACAUGGCGAAACAAUAUCAAGAAAACAUGUUUGUCCUCACGCAGUUCAAGUACGAUGACUACUUAAAUAACAUCGGCAACGAGUUUAGGAAACACAGGUUGCCCGUUCCUGCAGGUUUCACUAAAGAAAACCAAAAUAUCCAAUGCUUCGAUCUCAUGGUCGUCCAUCGCCAGUAUGGUGUGUUGGUUGGUGUGGUCAAGGCUGUCGGUGAGAAUGUAAGCGAAUCACUCAAUGAUCUGAUUGUAAACGAAGUGACUGAAGCUGUUCAUGAACUAAAGAAGGGAGCUGACAUGAUAAAACAUCUUAUGUCAGAUCAAGAACAAUUUCCCACAGUUCGCCAGAUAUUGAUACUACCCAACAUGGCCAGAACAACACUCAAGCGUGCUCUCGACAAUCACCCAGGUCUGGUUGAGGUCAUGCGUGAGUGUUUGGGUACGAAUGCAGUGAGAGACCCCACUGAACUCUGUCUUUGUGCUGAGGAUGUGGCAGAUGAACAGUCACUUCAGGAUCCCCGUAUACUCAGUGGUGUGACCAGCAGAUUGCGCCAUUCUUUGCUACUGGCAGAUAGCACCACGAAAGAUAAUGUCCCUAUGACUGAUGAAUUAUAUCUCAGAGUAUUAUCCAGGUUUUGCGGACCGGCAACACAAUCAGCCCUAGAAGGGCAAUGUCAGAGCAUCUCUCUGCCCAAGACUCGAAUCGAAGCCAUUUCCACGACAGGAGACUUGUAUCAACGUGUGAUGCUGUAUCCAGAAAUGUUAGCUUUACUUACAGAAGAAAAGCUGUUUCUUGUUGGUCCACCGAACACAGGUAAAACACGGCUGUUGACCCUGGCUGGAAAAACCUGGCGGGCAAGAGGUCACGACCUUUAUGUUGUCAGUGGGCCCUCUGGAUCACGUGACUCGGCGGUGUGGACCUUCCUCAACCAGUCGACACAAAAUGUUGAAGGGGCACAAGCCGACAUUGCUGCUCCUGGCUCUGUCUUGAAAAUUAACUGCAAUUUCAAUAAAAAGAAGGAGAUGGAAGAUACGCUUAAACAUCUAAUCAAAAAGAGAGGGGAGAAUGUUCUUUGUGUGCUUGCCGACGAUGCAGACAGUAUGGGCACCCAUUUCAGACAGUUCUGCAAGGAUCUAAGCAGCCAGUGUCCAGGUCUUCCCUUGUGGAUCACAAGCAGCUCUCAGAAGAAUGUACCUGAAGGUUGGAAGGUAGAGACCUUUACUCGGGCCAUCAACUGUCCGCCUGCAGUAGUCAGAGAAGCCGCACGUGCAGGAGCCAACUUUGUUGUUCCUUCUUGUCGAGACCAAACACCUUUCUGCCUGUCUCCUACAGACGGCCCGGAAGUUGAAUACAUCUACCACAGAAAGGGGCGGGCAUUGACUAUCCAUAACUGUACUGAGUGUGGGCAGAUGGUGGCUGACUUUCUCCUUAAGAAUUUCAUUUCUAGGAAAGAUACCAGUAUGGCUACAGACGAGGAGACUAUGUCAGCAAGCACCCCCUUUAUGUCAGGUGAGGAGGAGUCUGCGACCUUAAAGAGAUCCGUCCUUACAUGCAAAGACCUGCUGGUCCUGUAUGAAGACAGAAGACAACAGCUGAUUGACGGACUGAAAUUAUCGGGUAUCCAAGUACGCACUUUACAGGCAGAAGCAAGAAAUGAAGCAUUUGAUGAGAAAAUGGACUGUGCAUGUGUCCUGCACAUUGAUCAGCUGACAACCUACAGACCCCGCAGAAAGAUUGUGGUGUACGUGGAAGACAAAAACAGCCCUCGGGAUCCUCCCAAGAAAUGGCGGGGGAUCACAAGCUGCACAUCACAGUUGAUUGUAAUGAAAUGGAAUCCGUAAUAACAAAUUUUAGUUUGUUUUCUGCUUCUUUUUCACUUCCUUUUUUUUUUAAAGCUGUUUGUGUGUUUACAUUCCAGAUGAUGAUGAUGAGUAGGAAUUUAUAAAGCACUAUAUCUCAGCAAAGAGCGGACACAUUUUUUCUGAACAAAUGACAACAAAAUUUAACAAAAAUGGAGAACAAAGAACAACCUGAGAACUCGCUGCACUCCAGCAGCAAAGAUAUAAUUCAAUAAGAUAUAAUUCAGUUACUUUUUCCACAUACAAUAUAUGUUUAUCAAAAUCGUUUUUUCUCCUGUUGCGCGGUUGUCUCCACUUCCUAUAUGGAACAGAUCCCCUUUCGUUCGUGUAGCUCAGUGUCAACUGUUUUCUCCCCUAACCAAGUAUAUUUUCAAAGAAUGAGUGUUCUUCUAGUGGCGCAAAUAGAGAAUUUAUCCAACUGUUUUCCUGUUGACACCGUUCAGUUCAUAAUUAGGUUCAUUGUACCAGGAGUACACACAUUUGAAUAUUAGUAAAAACACUGAGCUUUAAAGGUUCUCGCACGGCUCAGGAAAAUUCUGUCUAAUAUUUUUCUGUCCCUUCAGUCUGUUGUCCUACUGUCAAUUUCCCAGCUAAGAUUUAUUAUCAGCUGAUAAUAAAUUCUUAUUGCAGAUAAAGCUAUACAUGAGGUUCAUUCUCAUCAGUUGUCAGAUUUUUAUCAGUGAAAUAGCAUGGGUUAUUGCGACUUGUUAAAAAUGAUUUUCUUCAAUGUCUAGAAGUAUCAUAUCACCUAUGUUAGUGUACACAAUACGGACACAAGUCUAUGUAAAUUUUAGUCUUGGUUUUCUACAACUGUAUUUUUCCAGUUAAAUUUAAAGUGAUUUGUGUUUUCAAAACUGCCAAAGCAAUUUGUAUCUGCUGUGUAUAAGAUUUUACCUUGUAAGCUCAGACCAUAUGGAUGCUCUAGUUUUUGAGAAUUGAGAUCUUAAAUGGCUUUUAUCAGUUUACUUUACUUAUUUAUUUGUCUUCAUCCACUAACAAAACCUCUCCACAAUUUUUUUGAGGUUUGCUAAGAAAUGUUACCACGUAGCAUUUUAUGACCAAUCAUGUACAGUGGGCAUGUGAUGAAAGUUAGUCACAAAAUGUUUAAGUCAGUUGUUUUCAAAUAUUACUUAUUUUCCCGUUUUGCUUUUUUAUAUAAAUCGAUAUACUACAGUAAGAUAAUCCAAUAUUUCCCCAAAGAGUAUGCAUUUAAUGUUUACACUUUUAUAUUUAAGUACAUUUUUUUCAGUGUUUUCUUACUGACACGUGUGAACUGCAUUUAUAUGGCAUAUGCAUCAUCUACAUUUCUUUCUAUUUCAAGCAACAAUCAACAUUCAUUUCUCUUCCUUUCGCUCAGCCUCUAAUUUUGAUGUCAGUUAAUCAACCAAUCAACAAAGUAUAAGGGCAAUCAUUUUAUUUAUACAGAAAUGUAUAAACAAAUUGAAAAAGUGUGUGAAUAAAAAGCUGGGCAAAACUCAGAGAGAAAAA